This is a messenger RNA of Dioscorea cayenensis subsp. rotundata (Guinea yam), 2394 nucleotides long. RefSeq names its product BRASSINOSTEROID INSENSITIVE 1-associated receptor kinase 1-like. Gene Ontology annotation, molecular function: protein binding; protein kinase activity; ATP binding. The record is from RefSeq and is a predicted model, not a curated record. Lineage: Eukaryota; Viridiplantae; Streptophyta; Magnoliopsida; Dioscoreales; Dioscoreaceae. Gene Ontology annotation, biological process: protein phosphorylation.
CUCUUCCCUUCAACCAAGGAGCUCUGUGGUUCGCUGCCAACUCUUUCUCUUCUCCCAAGCUUUGCGAGAAGAGAAAAGCUCCGAGCUUUCUCCCCAAAUCUUCACCAAGUUCUCAUCAAUGGCUUUCCAUUCCCUUCUUCUACUCGUCUUCCUCUCUGUUGCAGACUCUAGUGUGGUUGUUCUUGGUAGCCCGGAGCUCAGGGCGUUAAUGGAGGUGAAGGCGGCGCUUGAUCCGAAGGGGAUGGUUCUGGCGUCUUGGACGGAGGACGGUAACCCGUGCGGCGAUUUUGAUGGAGUGGCGUGCAACAAGAAUGGUAAAGUGGCGAACAUCUCGCUUCAGGGAAAGGGACUCACUGGCUCCAUCUCCCCCGCUAUAGCCCAGCUGAAAUGUCUCUCUGGGCUGUAUCUCCAUUACAAUGUUUUGAGUGGAGUGAUCCCGAAGGAGAUUUCUAACCUCACUGAGCUCACGGAUCUUUAUCUCAACGUGAAUAAUCUUUCUGGGAAUAUCCCUGAGGAGCUUGGUAACAUGGCCAGUCUUCAAGUUCUUCAGCUGUGCUAUAACCAGCUAACAGGGAGUAUACCAACCCAGUUAGGCUCUUUGAAUAGGCUGGCAGUUCUUGCUUUACAGUCUAACCAUUUGAGUGGAGCUAUCCCUGCAAGCUUAGGGGAUCUUACACAGUUGAUGCGCUUAGAUUUGAGCUUCAAUCAUCUUUUUGGUUCUAUCCCAGUGAAGCUCGCUCAAAUCCCACAGCUAAUUGUCCUCGACCUUAGGAACAACACCCUUUCCGGCAGUGUUCCUCCUGAGUUGAAGAGAUUAAAUGAAGGAUUUCAGUAUGGAAACAACACCAAUCUAUGUGGAGUUGGGUUCUCAUCGUUGAGAGAAUGCACCUCUGCUGAUGUCCUCAACCCGAACCGGCCUGAACCAUUUGGUCCGGGUGCUAAUGGUCUAACUCGGCAAGGUAUCCCGCAGUCAGCUGAUGUAAAUUGCAAUAAUACUCAGUGUGUGAAGUCAUCGAAAUCCUCUGCUGGAGCUAUUGUUGGUGGGAUUGCUGCGGUUGCUGUUGGAGGGUUGGUUUCUGGGCUUCUAGCUUUCUCGUGGUAUCGUCGACGGAAGCAAAAGAUCGGCAGUGCAUUGGAGGUCUCUGAUAGCCGUCUUAGCACUGAUCAUCCAAAGGACAUUUAUCGGAGGAGUGCCUCUCCUCUUAUCAGCCUUGAGUAUUCCAAUGGUUGGGACCCUUUGGCCGAUGGAAGAAGUGGUGUUGGGUUUUCUCAGGAGGUCUCUCAGAGCUUUAGGUUCAAUUUGGAGGAGGUGGAAUGUGCAACUCAGUACUUCUCGGAUGUUAAUUUGCUUGGUAAAAGCAAUUUUGCCGCAACUUACAAGGGAAUUCUACGCGACGGAACUAUGGUUGCAGUGAAGAGCAUUAACAAAACCAGCUGUAGAACUGAAGAGUCUGAGUUCUUAAAGGGAUUAAAGAUAUUAACGAUGUUGCGACACGAGAAUCUUGUGGGAUUAAGGGGCUUUUGCUGUUCAAGAGGGAGGGGGGAAUGCUUCCUUGUUUAUGAUUUCAUCAGCAAUGGGAGCUUGUUACAAUAUCUGGACGUCAAAGGUGAUGAGAAUCAUAAGCUUCUUGAGUGGUCUACAAGAGUUUCUAUCAUCAAAGGCAUUGCUAAAGGCAUUGAAUAUCUACACAGCAAUAGAGGCAACAAGCCAUCACUAGUCCAUCAAAGCAUUUCGGCGGAGAAGGUCCUCAUCGACCACCAUUUCAAGCCUCUGCUCUCCGGGUCUGGCCUGCACAAGCUCUUGGCGGAUGAUGUUGUUUUCUCGACUCUCAAAGCCAGUGCCGCCAUGGGCUACCUAGCCCCCGAAUACACCACCAUUGGCAGGUUCACAGAAAAGAGCGACGUCUACUCCUUCGGCGUAAUCAUCCUUCAAAUCCUCACUGGAAAAACAAAGACCCCUCCUCGUCCCAAACCCGAAGUGGAGUCUAAUAAGCUCGAAGACCUCAUCGAUGAAAAUCUGAAAGGCCACUUCUCCAAACCAGAGGCAGCAAAGCUUGCCAGCAUUGCAUUGCUCUGCACAAGUGAAAUUCCAAACCAGAGGCCCACAAUGGAAACUGUGCUUCAAGAGCUAAACAACACUUGCUAGUCAUCAUAUCAUUAUCAUCAUCUCCUAAAUUAACACUGGUUUUGUAGUGCAGCUGACCACUGAUCUAGAGAAACACAUGGGGCUGUCCUUUCACCUGAGGACCUCAAUGUCAUGUAUCAUUUGUGUUAUUUUUCAGUUGUUGUUGGAGAAGAGAAACAUGUGAUCUCUGUAUGGGCAGUAGAUGAUGCAGGAAUUGAUGUAGUUAAAUUUCUAUCUUUAGUUUUCCAGUAACAAUGUGAUGUUUAUAU